Drosophila obscura is the source of this 2848-nucleotide messenger RNA. RefSeq lists its product as uncharacterized. Bases 1124 to 1978 code for a protein of 284 amino acids. The record is from RefSeq and is a predicted model, not a curated record. The transcript is spliced from 5 exons. NCBI's taxonomy places the organism in Eukaryota, Metazoa, Arthropoda, Insecta, Diptera, Drosophilidae.
GGAUGAAGAAGUGCUUCUUAAAGUCCGGAUGAUGCAAUACCGGUGCGCUGGCAGUCUGUGAGAGGGGCUGAAAGUGCCGAAAAAUUACGGAUGAAUCGCCGAUACCAGCCCCUCGUACCCAAAAAUCUCCUGACUUGCCUCACGUUGCCUCUCCUCAGUGCGCCAUCGCCCACGAUGUACCCCAGGUAUUUCAGGUACUUGUAGCAGAACUUUGACUUUUUCUUCCCUAUUGUCAGGUUUGCCGUCUCCAGGCACUUUGCGACUUCCUCUAGUAGCUUCACGUGCUCCUCAAACGUUCGGGAAAUCACCAACAGGUCGUCCAAAUACACAAACACGUGGCUUCGGAGUCGCUGCGGGAUAACCCGGUCAACCGACACAACCGCUGGGCUGCGUUACACAAACCGAACGGCAUUGACUUAAACUGAUAGAGUGGUCUCCCUGGAACCGUAAACGCCGUAUACGUCCUACUCUCCGGCUCCAGCUCUAUCUGCCAAAACGCGUGCUUCAGGUCGAUGCUACUAAUGAACACGGUGUCCUCCACACGACUCAGGAUCGACUCGAUACUCUGAAGCGGGUACGCAUCUUUGACGGUCAGAGUAUUCAGCUUCCGUGCAUCCAAACACAACCGGUUCUUCCCCGGCUUACGGACCAGAGUCACCCGAUUGCUCCACGGGCUUUCGCUCAGCUCGAUUACUCCAAGACGCAACAUUUCGUCGACUUCGGCAAACAACAGCUCCUGUACCGCCGGAGAUACUGGGUAAAAGCGUUCCUUCACAGGCACGGCUCCCUCCACCAGACGUAUCUCGUGUUUUACCAUCGUCGUCCUUCCCAAUCCGUGCUUGUCAAAACACCGAAAUUUGUCCUUCACCUGUUCCAUGCGUAUUUGCUGCGACUGGGUUAAGUCAUGAGGUUCCGUCGGUCUACUUCUCGUCAGCAGUUCUGCCUCGAUCUCUUCUAAUUCCUCUUCUCGUUCCAGGCCUACUAUCUGCGGAGCCAAUCCAAACUUUCGCCAGAAAUCGACCCCCAGAUACAGUGAUUGCUUCAAUGACGGACACAAGAAUAACUCCAUCGGGUGUUUCUGGCCUUUGUAUGCCAUCACUACCAUCACACGGCCUAGGAUCUGAUGAGGCUCACUGAUGCCCCCGUAUCGAGCAGUCCCAUCAGCGUCUUCGGGCCCAGACUCACGUGCGCAAACGGCCUGUCGUCCCGGCUUACUGCAGAACGGAUUGCUGCACAUAUGCCACGUCGUUUCCUCUGGCGUAUCCGGAAUCGGUCCCGAGCCCUCUGUACUCUAGCCGACCUCGUUAGGCUUAUUUCCGCCACAUGGUCCCCCAGUAUUCUUCUCCUGGCCUGGUUAUAUCGCUGUCGUCUUUCCUGUAACGGCUUACGCUCGGACCAUCUUGCCUCAGUACUAGAUAUGUCCCCAAUAGGUGACUGUAAGUUAAUGUUGGAGGAUGGAAUUACUGGUUGUUUAUGGCCUUGGAACCCGACUCCUCCUGCGUCGCGCUCCUUUUCGCAUUUCCCGGCCGACAUUUCGGGCAUUUGGGCAGGAUUAUCCCGGCCAGCCCACACUUAUAGCAGAAAAUGUUCCGCACGUCUGACUCGCACUCAAAAUAUGUGUGCCCCAGCUGAGCGCAAUUCCAGCACUUCAGCUGCGUGCGGUUGCCCCCGGACUCCUUCGUCCUAUAGACUGCAUCCAGCGUCUCUGCCGGUUCAUCUGGGUCGUGAUUAUUUACCUCCAGUUCAUACACCUUGUGGUCUUCUCUACGCCUGUUCGUCCCCUGAUCUGGACCGCUUCUCGCCCAUCGCGUCGACAGCAGCUUCUCGGUGUCUGCACAUUCUUCCCUUAGCUUCUGCAUGUUGGUUAUCUGCAUCGGGUCGUGAUCUGAGAAGGGAUUCAGCAGCCUGGACCUCAACACUAGCAUCUCCUGAAUAUAUAGAUCCGUCGACUCUCCGUGUCGUUGUCGUCGUUCCCUGAGCUCUUGCUCCCGCUCGAAUUCUGUUCGCCGCAAUUGAAAUCGCUGUUGUAGUCCAUAUCGCAGGUUCGGCCAAUCCGGAACUCCUACCGUCCUAACGUGCAUCCAGUACCAAUCCCUCGCAUGGCCGGUUACCAAUGUGUGGAAGGCUUUCAGAACAUCCGACCAUGUUACCUGAUAUACUGACUGUAAAUGCUCUACCCGGAAGAUAAACUCCGCCACGGGCAUCCCCUUUGGAUCGCCAUCGAAGCUGAGUCCCCAUCGACGAAUCUGCACUUGCUCCAGCUUAGCCUCCCCGUUGCUUGGACGAUUCCGGUUAGGGUUUGUUCCUGCACCCCUUGUGUUUGCCAACCAAUCAUCUACCGGUCUCUGUUCCGCAUGGGACCUCUGCUCGGACUCUAACGUGCGGUUGUCUACGAAGAGGUGUGUUGGCUGUGCUUGCUGGUACGAAGGCGCUUGCGGUUCCCCUCUUCCUGGACUGGCUGCGUUCGAUCCCCGAUUCCUUUCGUCCACAUCACUCGGCGUUCGUUCCGCUUUUAGCGAGCCUACUACGGCGUUGAUUCCUCGCAUGAACUCUAGCAUAUCGGCUUGCAUCGAUGACCUUAGCGCCUCCAUUUGCUGCCCAAACGAAGCUCUGUACGUCUCCUGGGCUUGGACUAAUGCCACAUUUAUCGCCGAUCUUAUUUCCGGGGAUAUCUCUUGGUCCUUAUGGGUUCCCUGACCUCCUAUUGCCCCGGCUUCGGCGUCUCCUAGGUAUAACAACUCGUGUUCGUUGUCCGUCCCUUGAGUCACCCCUUCCGGCCUCCCGACGGUUUUCCCGUCCUGGGACCGCGUCGUCGGCAUUCUGUAGGGCUGGUAUCGGCGUUGUGCCU